Messenger RNA from Osmerus eperlanus (European smelt), 1042 nucleotides. RefSeq lists its product as uncharacterized. Gene Ontology annotation, molecular function: signaling receptor activity. The coding region runs from base 77 to 805 and encodes 242 amino acids. Gene Ontology annotation, biological process: adaptive immune response. Gene Ontology annotation, cellular component: membrane. The record is from RefSeq and is a predicted model, not a curated record. The transcript is spliced from 4 exons. NCBI's taxonomy places the organism in Eukaryota, Metazoa, Chordata, Actinopteri, Osmeriformes, Osmeridae.
ACCCGAGAAGACAGACAUCCUUGUUCUGGCAGUCGAGAGGGUGCAAGCUCACGGAGGCUCAUCUGCAGUCCAGGUUAUGGAGGCCCUGCUGUGGAGAGGUGUGUUGGUAGUUCUCUGCACACCUGCUGUUCUCACCUGCCCAGGUGGGCCUGAGUGUCCAGUCGUCCAGAGUCCCGGAGCCCUCUCUUUCAAUGGGCCCAACUCCUCGGCAGAGAUUCUGUGUUCCACCUCUAGGCCCAAUCCCAUGGGGCUCUACCUGCGCGGACGUUUCCGUGGCAACAGAUUGGUGGCAUACCUGGACAUGAACGACGAAGCGGUAAUACGAACGACCGUCGAGGCAGAGUUCAGGGGUCGUCUGGUGGUGGUCGAACAACCUGCAGUCAAGCGUUGCUGUACGGUGGCCUUGCGUCUGUCUUGGCUGCGCGUGGAGGACACGGACAGCUACAGCUGCACCUGGAUGUACUUAGACAGCAACACGUCCUCGCCGCUGGAGUUCCGGAGUAAAGGCUCCGUAAUUAUUGUCAGAGAAAGGGAUCCUAACAAGUCCUGUUUGGAUGGCUUCGUCAUGGACCUCAUCUUGAUCGUACUAAGUUUAUUAGCCUUCGUCAUUGCAUUUUUCGUCUUCAUUGGAGCUCUGGUGUGGAAAUGCACAAGGCAGAAAAGGAGGCAGUUCAUGCCUGGCAGAGCCACCAGACAAAACAGGCCCAGACACCCUCAUCAGCACCACCAGAGGUGUCCACAGCGCAGUCUCCAGCAGCUCACAGACAGCCCUCCACAACCUCAGUACUUCACGAGAUUACUGUGAUUUGACUUAGGAAAUACUGCAAUCAUACCUGAACUGAAUUGAGUUAAUCACAUUUCUACCUUCAUUAGGUGCAUUAUACAGUAUCAGUCUUUCCAUGAGAACCUGCAAAGUUUGUCAUUUCAUAUGGCUUUUUAUUCUUCUGCUUUUUUUUUUUCUUUUUUAAUUACAAUGUGGUGCACCAGUGUAUUGAGCUGUAUGUAAAACUAGGGUGAAAAUAAACUACUGUGCUAAAAAUGA